CUGUGUGUUGCAGUCCUGUGGCAUUAUGCACGCCCCCUACCAGUGACCCCCAGGCUUUUUAUGGCUGUGAGCCGUGUUAAAAGUUCCGGGGUAAGAAGUGACCUUUUGAGGUGACUAUAACUGAAGAUUGCUUUACAGAAGCCAAAAAAAAGGUUUUUGAGUCAUGAUGCAAGAAUCUGGGACUGAGACAAAAAGUAACGGUUCAGCCAUCCAGAAUGGGUCCACCGGCAGCAGCCACUUGCUAGAGUGUGGGAGUCUUCGGGACGGCCGGUCCAACGGGGAGACGCCGGCCGGGGACGUCGGGACAGCCGAUCUCGCCCACAUCCAGCAGCAGCAGCAGAAACAGCCAGAACCCAUCUACAGCGAGAAGACGGAAAUCCAAAGGCAGACAGUUCGAGCUCACUCCGUCAAACUCUUCAUUUUCUCUGCACUUCAAGUGGCAAGACAGCUCCUCCUUCAGCAGCAACAGCAGCAGCAAGUUAGUGGAUUAAAAUCUCCCAAGAGGAAUGACAAACAACCAGCUCUUCAGGUUCCCGUGUCAGUGGCUAUGAUGACACCUCAAGUUAUCACUCCCCAACAAAUGCAGCAGAUCCUCCAGCAACAAGUGCUGAGUCCUCAGCAGCUCCAGGUUCUCCUCCAGCAGCAGCAGGCCCUCAUGCUUCAACAGCAGCAGCUUCAAGAGUUUUAUAAAAAACAACAGGAACAGUUGCAGCUUCAACUUUUACAACAACAACAUGCUGGAAAACAGCCUAAAGAGCAGCAGCAGGUGGCUACUCAGCAGUUGGCUUUUCAGCAGCAGCUUUUACAGAUGCAGCAGUUACAGCAGCAACACCUCCUGUCUUUGCAGCGCCAAGGCCUUCUAACAAUUCAGCCUGGGCAGCCUGCCCUUCCCCUUCAGCCUCUUGCUCAAGGCAUGAUUCCAACAGAACUGCAGCAGCUCUGGAAAGAAGUGACAAGUGCUCAUACUGCAGAAGAAACCACAGGCAACAAUCACAGCAGUUUGGAUCUGACCACGACAUGUGUCUCUUCCUCUGCGCCUUCCAAGACCUCCUUAAUAAUGAACCCACAUGCCUCUACAAACGGACAGCUGUCAGUCCACACUCCCAAAAGGGAAAGUUUGUCCCACGAGGAGCAUCCCCACAGCCAUCCUCUCUAUGGACAUGGUGUAUGCAAGUGGCCCGGCUGUGAAGCAGUGUGUGAAGAUUUCCAAUCAUUUCUAAAACAUCUCAACAGUGAGCAUGCGCUGGACGAUAGAAGUACAGCUCAAUGUAGAGUACAAAUGCAGGUUGUACAGCAGUUAGAGCUACAGCUUGCAAAAGACAAGGAGCGCCUGCAAGCCAUGAUGACCCACCUGCAUGUAAAGUCUACAGAACCCAAAGCCGCCCCUCAGCCCCUGAAUCUGGUAUCGAGUGUCACACUCUCCAAGUCUGCAUCAGAGGCUUCUCCGCAGAGCUUACCUCAUACUCCGACGACCCCCACUGCCCCCAUCACUCCCGUCACCCAAGGCCCUUCCGUCAUCACCACUGCCAGCAUGCACACGGUGGGACCCAUCCGCAGGCGGUACUCAGACAAAUACAAUGUGCCCAUUUCCUCAGCAGAUAUUGCGCAGAACCAAGAAUUUUAUAAGAACGCAGAAGUUAGACCACCAUUUACAUAUGCAUCUUUAAUUAGGCAGGCCAUUCUUGAAUCUCCAGAAAAGCAGCUAACACUAAAUGAAAUCUAUAACUGGUUCACGCGAAUGUUUGCUUACUUCCGGCGCAAUGCAGCCACGUGGAAGAAUGCAGUGCGUCAUAAUCUUAGUCUUCACAAGUGUUUUGUGCGAGUAGAAAACGUUAAAGGGGCAGUAUGGACAGUGGAUGAAGUAGAAUUCCAAAAACGAAGGCCACAAAAGAUCAGUGGUAACCCUUCCCUUAUUAAAAACAUGCAGAGCAGCCACGCCUACUGCACACCUCUCAAUGCAGCUUUACAGGCUUCAAUGGCUGAGAACAGUAUACCUCUAUACACUACUGCUUCCAUGGGAAAUCCCACUCUGGGCAACUUAGCCAGCGCUAUACGGGAAGAGCUGAACGGGGCGAUGGAGCACACCAACAGCAAUGAGAGCGACAGCAGUCCCGGCAGAUCUCCUCUGCAAGCUGUGCAUCCUGUGCACGUCAAAGAAGAGCCACUUGAUCCAGAGGAAGCUGAAGGGCCUCUCUCCUUAGUGACAACGGCCAACCACAGUCCAGAUUUUGACCAUGACAGAGAUUACGAAGACGAGCCAGUAAAUGAGGACAUGGAGUGAAGGUGUGGGCCGGCCAGCCACCCCCGAGAGUUGAAGAUCGGGAACAAAACAAAACACGUCAAAAGUUAGCAGUGAAACCGUUCUCCAUUUGUUGUACAGUCUGGAGGAUUUUCACUACAUUUUGACAACUCUGAAAUGUGUUAACUCUUAGUGCCAUCAAGAAUCCCAUUUGGGAGUAUUUUUGAUUUUUCUACUUUUUGUUGAAAAAAGGAAUUUGUACUCUGUGCAUUGGAUGGACUUGUUUGGUACUUGGGAUUUUCCUCUCUUAACAGUCAACAUCAGUGUUGUAAAUUUGCUAAACUGAUUCACUUUUAGCAGCAGACUUUGAACUGCAGUCCUGCCACUGUCGGACGCCGAGGACACCCGAUUGAGCAUGUGCACCUAAGCUGCAGACCAAGCCUUUGCCCAGAAUUUAAGGAUUCCAAUGGACAACCUAUUUGCACAGUACUGCAUGUUGAUUAUCACUGCCUUUACUCCAUUAUGGUUUUUUUUGUUUUGUUUUGGGUUUUUUGUUUUGUUUUGUUUUUGCUUCCAGUUGAGAUGGGGAAGGCCUUUGUGUGUGUACUGGGGGAGGGGUUAAAAAUAAUUAUCCCGAACUUUUUAAUGUAUUGCUUUUUUUUUUUUUUUUUUUUUUUUUGCUUCUACUCUCCCUACGCUACCAUUUUAAGUUCUGACCUCAGGCCUCCAUUUGGGCCCAUGGCCUCUUGGAGGCGUAAAGUUUUCUGUACCUUGUGAUGAAUGUUAAUAGGUGUUUUUAUUAUACAAAGCUGAAUGUCAUUUCUCGUUUGUAGUUUUCUGUCACUCAUUCCAUUUCCCUUCAGAUAUCACCAUGUUUUCUCUCAAGUCAGAGAACAUUCCGUUUCGGUCUUUUUCAAAAAGGUCCCAAAUGCUGCACUCUACACAUGAAGGUCCUCACACAGACGUGAAGUCCUGCCAGAAAGAGAAUGAAUGACAGAAAAAAAAAAAAGAAAUAGACACACUUUCGAAACAAUGCAGAUUCAUUCCACAAAGCAGUAUUGGGUGUGGGAAGAGGGUUGUAGAUUUUUUUUUUUUUUUUUUGCAGCAACCAUCAUUCUUCUUAAAAGCCACAACAUUUACCAGCACGAGGAAGCAUAGGCAGCACAGGAGGAAAAAACCCUAUAAUAAUUAGACUGAGCAUACGGCAGUGGAAGGCUCCCCCUUAUAUAACCAAAUUGCUGUGGGCCGCGGGCUCUCUGUCUGCUGCGACCAGCAUUAGUUGCUUUGUUGCAAAAUGACCAAAAAGCUGGCUUCCCGAGCAAUGAUGUUGAAAGUAGGGCUGGUGCUGAAUUGAAACAUCAGUUCAGACCUGCUUGGUGGCAUUAAUUGUCUGAAUUCAAAUUAGAUAUCAGAUAGAACUUGGGACUGAGUUCAGCAAAUGCUAAAGUGUUAAUUUCAAUUGUGCAAAUUUUGUACUACAGAUCAGGUUGUCAUACAAUAUUAUCAAACCAACCCAGUAUAAAAAACAAACAGUAGAAGACAUCGAGUAGACUGGGGCUCAUCACAGCUCUGGUUUUUUUUUGUUUUUUUUUCCUUUUUGGGGGGGGGGGGCAGUGGCACAGCAUAUAGAACAUGAUGGUUCUAGAUCUAUCUGUAUCACCUCAGUCUGCAGAACCCCUAAACACUUGCAUUCUGCACCCAUUUUCCAAUUGCUCAUUUAUUUAUCUAAGAUUGUAGCUUUUGUUUGGUUUUAGUUUGAAAGCCUUUUGGAGCUUAAUUUAUAUUCUUUGUACCUUUUUUCUAAAAUUACCAAAGAUAUUAUACAAAGGUAAAUUAUGUUCUCUGUUUUAUGCUUUAUCUGAUGAAGCCAAAUAUCCUCUUAUUGUUGAUCAAAGGAGGUGAAAGAAUUUAGAGGCAAAUGAUGAGAGAUAGGCUAUUGCUAACCUGAGAGACAGAACUGCUCCUUCAUCAUAGAGUAAAUUUAGAAGACCAAGUAGAUAAUGGAACCAAAGUUGUUACUUUUUGUUAUUAGUGGUUUUGUUUUGUUAUCUCUACAGAGACCAAAACUCAUUCUUGUAAAGAGAAACUGUGGAGCUACUGAAGAUGAAAUUCGGACACAGUGUUAAAAGGAGCUACACAGGGAAAGGGAGUCCCCAUCUCAAAGGAAAAAAUCAAUGUAUGCCACUGAAAAUUAGUGUACCCAAUAAAGGAGGCAGUUAAAAUUCAGAGAGAUCAGAAAAGCUUCCACAGUCGAAUUGGACCAUGUAAUAGUAUUUCUAGAAUUAAAAAAUUUAGAAUGAUUAUAGGCCACUUUUGUUGAAGGACUCUGCUAUGAUCACUGCCUUAAUCUUGGUUUAUCUUGGCAUAUAUCCUCCCAUCUCCAUCCCCCCCACCCCUUCCUUUUUCCCUGUCCUUUUUUUUCUGAUUAGACUUUGGUCAGCAUUUUCUCAUUAAAAAAAAAAGAAUAAUAAUAAUUAAAAAAAAAAACACUCCUGUCCACUCAUAAGCUUGGUACAAAAACUUCUUUGGCAGUUAACUUUUGAAACUUCACUCUGCUUUCUGUACAAAGGGCAGUCUGUGGUCACUCAAGACUUUUUUUUUUUUUUUUUUUUUUUUAAAGUUAUCCAGGCAGCUUCAUGAUGUGCAGGCAGUAGCCAGACAGGGUCAUGGGAAGGGGGCCCUGUGCUUCUAAACUGAGUGGUUGCUGGUUAGUUUGGUAUUCAAAAGAGGAUAAAAAUCUGGUAGCUUAGUUCAUUCUCAGCAUGUGUAGCUAGACAUGAGUAAAGAUAACAGCAUGAGAAACUGUUAGUACGCAUACCUCAGUUCAAACCUUUAGGGAAUGAUGAAAAUUUAAAAAAAAAAUACAUUUCACUCAGUUGCACUUAGUCGUAUGUCUUGCAUGCUUAGUCUAAAGACUGUAGCAAAAAGAAAAAAAGAAAAAUUAGAUUUUACAUAUCUUUGCAGGUAUCACAGCCUUGCAGAAGAACCAACUGAAAAAAAAAUUCUCAGGCUUUACAGCAAGCAAACUUCACUAUGAUUUUUACAGUUCUGAUUCUGUAUCCCUUGGGGAUAUUCCAGUCGCUUCUUUAGGAUGGGGUUUAUUAUGUUGUACAUAUAUCCCAAUGUGUCUGUGUGAAUCUUUGUCUUUUUUGGGGGAGGGCAGAGGGCAGUUCUUUUUUUAAAUACUGUUCCUAAAAAGGAAUAAAUGCAUACACCUGUUUGUCAAAACACCUUUGCUUUUUGUGCAACUGCUUUAUAUUUAACAAUACUAAAAAAAUAGCUUUGAAAAAAAAAAACUACUGUAUGUAAUGGAAUUGCAGACUAUGCUGCACAUGUAUUUUAUUUAGUUAUCCUUGCUUUAAGAAUAUUGGAUGACAUUUCCUGACAUGUGGGAGGGAGAAACUCCCUUUUUUCUUUUUUGCAAAUUGUAACAUAGUUGACAGUUUUUUUUUUUCCUGUUCUCAUUGAUCAGAAUAUUUUGUACAGGUUUUUGUGUGUGUGCGUGCGUGUGUGUUAAGCUGUUUUUUUUGAUACAUUCCUACCCUGUUGUGUUUCUCCUACCACUGCCUUCCUGGCUAUCUUAAACACGUUCAUACGGUUGAAAAGAGAAAAAAAAAAUGUUGUUUAAAAAUGUUUUCUCCUGCUGCAGUAAAUAUUUUGCAUGAUGAAAUUCCAGGGUCACACUUUCAAAGUUUAUCAGUGAAGUAGUGGUUAAUAAUGGAGAGUGUCACAGCUAUCGAACUUUUGUAUUAAAAAGAAAACUACAAGGUGCCAAGAUGUAAGGACAAUUUGUUACUUUUCUUCCGCCCCCCCCCUCCCCCCAAAGAAGCAUGUACGUUAGGGAGGGAGUCCCGCGUGUCAGGCACAUGCCUGUCAGGAAUGAAGCUCAGCCUGCUUGUCCCGGGUCUCUACACGUGAGACAAGUUAGGCUGCUGCGUUUGACCAGCUUUGUAACGAAUCAUCAAGGCUUAUGUGCAUGAAGAGUGACCACCAACCCUGCCAACCUUCGGACAGCUCCAACGUGAAUCCCUGCAAUGUCACCCUAGUAAAGAAAACCUUGGAUUCUUAACCGCAAACAUGAUGUAAAUCAUUAGCUAUUUUAUCAGGAAAGAAAAAAAUAAAAGACCUAAAAAAUAUUUCCUCCACUUUCCACACUCCAGCUGAACUACGGUUUCAAGAGGCACAAAGAAGAAAGUGCUGACAAGGAUUUUGAAUUUUUUUUGGUACCUUUCGGUUAAUGGCAUACCAUCCUGAUAUCUUGGAUGCUUUGAAUGUCAGUGUCACUUUUUUUUUUUUAUCCUGAGAAUCAGAUUUACAAUUCCAAAGGCAUUUCGUGGGCUCAGCGUAGUUCACGCAGUCUCUGCUACCCGUCCACCCGUAAGCCCUGAUGAAAAUGGUACAGUCUGGACUGUGAGCCUGGUGCUCCGUGUAUUUGUGCUGCCAGUAACAAGGAUUUCUUUUUGUUUCGUUUUGUUUUGUUUUGAUAAGGCAUAAAAAAUUCAUUCCUUGACAUCAGCUGUAAUUCCAUCAUUCCAUGUCUGGAUACAGACAAUAAAAAAAAAAUGUUGUGUAGUCAGUACUAAUUACUGACAUUAUAGCAUUCUCAAAUGCAAUAAAAAUUCUGGUUGUUCACACUG
Molecule: messenger RNA, 6876 nt
Organism: Choloepus didactylus (southern two-toed sloth)
Lineage: Eukaryota; Metazoa; Chordata; Mammalia; Pilosa; Megalonychidae
Gene: FOXP1
Product: forkhead box P1
Exons: 19
Coding region: 164-2281 (705 amino acids)
Biological process (GO): regulation of transcription by RNA polymerase II
Cellular component (GO): nucleus
Molecular function (GO): RNA polymerase II cis-regulatory region sequence-specific DNA binding; DNA-binding transcription repressor activity, RNA polymerase II-specific
Source: RefSeq, a predicted model, not a curated record